AUAUGGUAAUCGAUCCCCGAGUUAACCAAUAAAAAUGGUUCUUUUAUCCAACGCAGGAGUUCCGACUUAUGUUCCAAAUCGGAAAAGGAAAUCUCGAUUGAUCGUCGGUCUGAAGUGGGACGCAGAAACCGGCGCGCCACUAGCUACUCUCUUCGCUCAGGUUGCUCUGUUCGCCGCAUCGUUGUGUCUAAAGGAAACGAGAUUAUGUUCAGAAUACGACCACAGUGGAAUAAAAACGGCGAUCUUGUACCAUAUCUGUGCCGUCCUGCUAUGUUAUACGUAUCGGCUGAAUCGGCUAAGAUUCUUCCGUCGAAGAUGCGGCAUUAAGGUAAAUUCAACAGCAAACAUUAUAUGCUUGAUUCUUGGGAUUCUUCUGGAGAAGUUUUAUGAGAAAUCAUUGGCUAGCCUCUGUUUGGCCCUGAUCAUGGCAAUCUUGUUCUUGAUUUUGGUGGUGAUUGUACAACCGAGGACCGACCUUGGGUUCUUUGGUUUCCUAGUCGGAGCCACUGGAUCAGUUGCUUACAACCUCUUCCAACUCAAGCUCGGAACCUGGGUAGUGUUAGCCGUCUGCUUUGUACUAUUGGCUUUCAAGUUUUGGUUAGAUGAGAACUGGUUGGAGCCAGAUAUGAGGCUAAAACAUGACGAUCUUUUAGGGCGCAUCCAUCGACUUUUGACCCUCCCCGAUCCGUUUCCGGCUCCUGCUCCUGUAAUUCAAAGCAUUGACGCACUACUAGUAGCAGGUUUCUACGUUGUUUGGGCGUCUGCUUUUUUGAGCACCAAUUGUCUAAAUUCGGAAUCUUGCGCUUCAUGUUCUGCCAUGGAAAAGCUCAAAUAUGAGGCCAUUUACGUUGUGUGGUUGUCCCCUGCUUAUAUCCAUCGUGUAUAUUCUUUGUUCCAAGUUGAAUUUUGGGUACUUUGGCCAAAGACGAUGCGUUUUAUGAAAGCAAUACUACGGGUAAUGUUCCAGCAAGCUUGCUCCCUAGCAACAGAUACACGUUUGGCUCUGGCAUCAAAUAUUCUAACUCACCCUCGCCUACCACGAUGGAUAAGGUGGUUCCCACCUGAUUUCCCUUUUCUCAAGCUGAAUACGGAUGGGGCACUGAACUAUUCCUCAGGAAGAGCUAGUGCAGGUGGACUUAUUCGGGAUCAUGGCGGUCGAUGGAUUCAUGGUUUUGCUAUUAACAUUGGGCCACAAACUAGCUACAUGGCUGAGCUUUGGGGAUGUCGGAUCGGCCUUCAGCUAGUUCUCGAGCUGGGUAUUACUCACUUGGUUCUAGAAAUGGACUCGCUCUUGGCUGUACAGAUGAUACAGGCGAGGAAGGCCGGAGAUGGCCAAACUUCGGUGCUAUUGUUGGACAUCUUUCACUUGGUGAACUCCUUUGAGGUUUGCAUAGUUCAACACACGUUGAGGGAAGGCAACAUAGCAGCAGAUUUCAUGGCAUCUAUCGGACAAGAUCUCAACCACGGCACCACCUUCUUUCCGACUCCACCACCAGAUAUCAGCAGCAUCCUCCAUGGGGAUAGCAUAGGAACUCUAUUCCCCAGGAUUUAGCUUUAUCUAAGCUUCUUAUGUACCAAAAAAAAAUUAGGCCUUACUCCCUUCCUCGUAAAUUAGCUAUCAUAUUUUUUAAUUAUAAUUUUAUUAUUUUAAAUUAAUUAAUUUUUAUUUU
Molecule: messenger RNA, 1670 nt
Organism: Rubroshorea leprosula
Lineage: Eukaryota; Viridiplantae; Streptophyta; Magnoliopsida; Malvales; Dipterocarpaceae
Source: the annotation of a GenBank genome assembly